This is a messenger RNA of Ogataea parapolymorpha DL-1, 945 nucleotides long. RefSeq names its product Mitotic exit network regulator, forms GTPase-activating Bfa1p-Bub2p complex. The transcript has a single exon. The record is from RefSeq and is a predicted model, not a curated record. Gene Ontology annotation, biological process: negative regulation of septation initiation signaling; activation of GTPase activity. Gene Ontology annotation, cellular component: mitotic spindle pole body. Gene Ontology annotation, molecular function: GTPase activator activity. Lineage: Eukaryota; Fungi; Ascomycota; Pichiomycetes; Pichiales; Pichiaceae. The coding region runs from base 1 to 945 and encodes 314 amino acids.
AUGAAGGAAAAGAAGGGAAGACGCAAGGACGCAAUCGAACGAUUUAUCGAAUCGAACCAAACGGUCGUGCUCUCCAGUCUCAACCAGCUGCGAUACACCAUCCUAUGUGAGGGCCUUCCGAAGGAUAACGGAUUGUGUCCGUACAGAACGUAUGUUUGGUCCAUACUUCUGCGAGUCGAGCCUCUAGACGUCGACUACUACGCCAACCUGGUCGACCGCGGGCCGUCGAAUGUGUUCGCAAAAAUCCAAAACGACGCAUUCCGCACCUUUCAAAAAGACGAGGAGUUCAGCCGCAAAGUGUCCACGAGUGUUUUGAUGCGCAUCCUAAACUCGCACGCUCUGGAAAUCGAAAGCCUCGAGCUGCACAACUCGGCCGGAGCGCCCGCGUCGCCUUACGUCCAAGGAAUGAAUAUCUUGGCGGCACCGUUUGCGUACGUUUGCAGAAGCGAAGUCGAGGCCUUUGCUCUGUACUCGCAACUGGUGAGCCGCUACAUUCCAACAUAUACCACGCCCAACCUGCUGGGCGUUCUGAACGGUGUCAAGCUGGUGGACAUUAUAUUACAGUUGAUCGAUCCUAAAUUGUACAAUUUUCUGAAGUCUAAGAUGCUCACGGCCAAGAUCUACGCCCUUCCGUCUGUGCUCACGCUGAGCGCAUGUACGCCGCCCUUAGACCAGGUGCUCGAGCUUUGGGAUUUUUUGUUCAGCUACGGCGUGCAUCUGAAUAUAUUCUUCGUGGUGGCCCAGACGAUUCUGAUAAGGGACGAGCUACUCAAGUCGGCCAAUCCUAUGCUGUUGCUGAGAGAGCUGCCGCGACUGGACGCGCGCAAGAUUAUCAAGCUAUCGCUCACCUUUGUGAAACAGACCCCAGACCAGCUGUAUGACAUAAUCGUGAGACACGCAAGGGAGAACGUGGAGGAAGAAAUCGCCAGCUGGGAGAGCAGCUAG